Molecule: messenger RNA, 1461 nt
Organism: Triticum aestivum (bread wheat)
Lineage: Eukaryota; Viridiplantae; Streptophyta; Magnoliopsida; Poales; Poaceae
Product: auxin response factor 15
Exons: 9
Coding region: 392-769 (125 amino acids)
Biological process (GO): regulation of DNA-templated transcription; response to hormone
Molecular function (GO): DNA binding
Source: RefSeq, a predicted model, not a curated record
AAAACCCUAGCCCCCGCCCCCGCCCCUGCACCAUGGUCGGCAGCGAGGAGCCCGAGUCCCCAUGCCUCCCCGCCCUCAAGUGGAUAGAAACCCACCAGAGGAGAGCUGAGUGCCGCUCCUCCUCUGUCUCUCUUGAUUCCCAGCCCACCCACCCAACCCGUUGCCGCUGACAUCCAUCCCCUCCGCCAACCUUGGCCACCGGAGACCACUCCCCUCCCCUCCUCUGCCACGGCUGGGUCGGACCCUCCUCACUCGCGCCCUAAACCAAGCCGCACCGCACGACCAUGGCGAGAUCCAGCAGCGGCCAGAUCCAGCACCAGACUACAUUCCAGACUAGUUUAGAAUCACAAAUACGUGAUUUUAAAAGGCAAAUCGGUGGCUCUGGGCCUCAAUGCCUUCGCCGGUCGGGUGUUUGAUGGCGGACGCGUCCACGGACGAGGUGUACGCGCAGCUCUCGCUGCUCCCCGAGAACGAGGAGGUGGUCCGACGGAUGCGCGAGUCCACUGAGGACAGGAGCGGCGACGAGGAUGGCGAGACCGUCAAGCAGCGCUUCGCGAGGAUGUUGCACAUGUUCUGCAAGACGCUCACCGCCUCUGACACCAGCACCCACGGCGGCUUCUCCGUGCCACGCUGCGCCACCAAAGACUGCUUCCCCCUCUGGAUUACAGCCAGCAGCGGCCGUCUCAGGAGCUGGUCGCCAAGGAUUUGCACGGCACCGAGUGGAAGUUCCGCCACAUCUAUCGAGGCCAGCCGUGCAGGCACCUUCUAACCACCGGAUGGAGUGCGUUUGUCAACAAGAAGCUUGUCUCCGGGGACACUGUACUGUUUCUGUGGGGCGACGAUGGGGAGAUUAGGCUGGGAGUACAUGUGCGGUUCAGCUAGAAAAUGGAUUUGAUUUUCCGGCGCUUUAUAGCCAAUGCUCGAAUCUUGGGACACUAGCUAAUGUUGCUCAUGCUGUGGCUACAAAGAGCAUGUUCCAGAUCUUCUAUAACCCCAGGAUAACAUUCACCCCGACUGUGCAGCACUGCAGUAUGGCUACGGUGACUGGCCUGUGCCUCAGGCUUACGUUGAUGCAAAACCCGCGCGACUUGGUGAGGCUGAGGCCAUCACCGAGCUGCAGGCUGGAUACAUGCAUGCGGACACAGCCACGGCCGCAGCUCUCUGGAAACCAAGACAGCGACAGCAUCGACGGGAUCCUCGAACAACCCGCGUCCUUCUGCCUGCGUCCUUCCCCUACCAUGCUUGCGACCUGCAUCCAGCUAUUCCUGCCCCGAGCCUCCUCAACUUGGCUCCUGGUGAGCUGAUGUAGAUAUUUUGCGUAAAUUCAAGAUGAAAGAUGUUCAAAGAAGCUCAAAGACAUUCUUACAUAGCAAGUUAUGUAGUAAUAGCUGGGUUAUCUGGGCAUUGUGAACUCUAGAAUUUCAUGUAUCUUCUCUCCGUAUCUGAAUGAAAUUUUGUAUA